This is a messenger RNA of Cucumis sativus (cucumber), 1001 nucleotides long. RefSeq names its product major pollen allergen Lol p 11-like. The record is from RefSeq and is a predicted model, not a curated record. The coding region runs from base 149 to 640 and encodes 163 amino acids. NCBI's taxonomy places the organism in Eukaryota, Viridiplantae, Streptophyta, Magnoliopsida, Cucurbitales, Cucurbitaceae. The transcript has 2 exons.
AGAGAAGGGAAAGAGCACGUUGUAACAUUAAUGUCUCACACAAAUCCAAGUUCCCAAUCUUCAAAACUCCCCUUUUAAAUAUGAAUAAACCAUUGGAAAUCUGAGACCUUGCCCCCUUUAAUCUUUCUUUUCAUUCUUCUUCCUAAUCAUGCCUACUUCUACUCUUUUCAAGUUAUUGAUUGGUGUUUGUUUUCUCGUGCUUCUUCACGGCCUUCCUGCCUCCGCGCAGCUUUUCGUCGUCAAUGGUUGUGUCUACUGCGACACUUGUCGGUGUGGUUUCGAGACAAACGUCUCCACUCCCAUUUCUGGUGCAAAAGUGAGGUUGGAGUGUAGAGAUAGAGCCACAUGGGUGUUGAAGUUCACCAAAGAAGCUAUUACCGAUUCUAAAGGAAAAUACAAAAUCAAUGUGUAUGAAGACCACAAGGAUGAGAGUUGUAAGGUAGUUCUUGUGAGUAGUCCUCAUCUUGGGUGCAACCGUCCCGAUGUAGGUCGAAACAGUGCUACUGUCAUUCUCACCAACAACAAUGGCCUCACUAGCAUCUUCCGCUAUGCAAAUGCAAUGGGCUUCCUGAUCCGACGUCCUCUUGCUUUCUGCCCCACAAUUCUCAAACAAUAUCUCGACUUCGAUGAGUCGUUGUGAAAGCGUUGUCUUUCGCUUAACGGUUUCUAAUAUAUAUAUAUAUCUAGCUAUUAGAAAUAGUGAUUUGAGAAAAAUAAAGUUGUUAAGCUCACUACAAAGGAUUGGUUUUUCAGGGUUUGAUUUCUUUGAUGCAUUGCGCUAUAGUUUUCUUUCUUCUUCUUCUUUUUAACUACUUGUUGGAAAAUGGAUAUGAUGAUAAUAAUGUAUUAACCUCUUGUUAAAUUAGCUUGAGUUCCAUGCAUUUUCUUGAAAGCUCGAGUAUUUACUUUUUAAUGUUUUACUUAGUUUGAGGUUAUGUAUUUAAAUUGUCCAAAGCAUAUAAAUUCAAUAAAUAGUUUUUUUUUCUUCGUAUGGUCAUAAA